AGUCCAGUUCCUACAGUUAAUCAAGCUUAUGCUAUGAUAGUUAGUGAUGAAGGUCAGAAGUUAAUAACCAAUGCCACAGGAAUUUUAGGUGCUAAUCCUGCAAUGAUGUCAGGAAGCUUUGAUGCAGUCAUGUACUCAAGAUCCAUAUGAUAUCAAAGGUUCAAGAAAAAUUACAAUGUUCAGUGUGACUUUUGUAAACUCAAGGGGCAUAGCAAAGAAAACUGUUAUAAAAUUAUGGGCUAUCCUCCUGAUUAUAGACAAAAAAGAAAGGAGGAACUGGAACCAAUGCUGCCUACAAUGUUAUGACUGAAAAUAUGAUGCAACGGACAUAUGGUAGUUAUAAUGAAACAAGAGGUCCUUUACAAAGUGUUAAUAUGAAUACAAAUCAGGGUUCUAAGGACAAAGGUCAUGUGAAUGAAUUCAAUUUCAAUCAGUUGAAUCAAAUGUCACGAUGCACAUCUCAAGAGAGCAAUAUGAUCGGAUACUUCAACUUCUCAACAAGUCUGGAACCAGUCAGGUCUCAAACACAGUCUCAACUCCUGCAGCCAACACAACAGAAACUCUUCAGUGGGAAGGUAAGGGCGAUUGGUAGGGAGGAUGAUGGACUAUAUAUACUAGAAAGACAAAAGAUUGGAACAUCCCUAGCAGUAACAGCUGGAAUAAAGGAAAGUGACCAGAAUAACUCAACUACAACAAAGGAAGUGGAUCUUUGGCACAAGAGGUUUGGUCAUGCUUCAUCUACAGUUCUCAAAAUGUUACUUCAUAGUAAAACUGAUCUUAUAGUUGAUACAGUAAAGCAAUGCGUAGUUUGUCCUUGUGCUAAACAAUCAAAUUACCAUUUGCUAUCAGUAACUUUAAAUCUGUAAGCAAGUUUGAUCUAGUUCAUAUGUAUUUAUGGGGACCA
Nicotiana tabacum (common tobacco) is the source of this 904-nucleotide messenger RNA. NCBI's taxonomy places the organism in Eukaryota, Viridiplantae, Streptophyta, Magnoliopsida, Solanales, Solanaceae. The record is from RefSeq and is a predicted model, not a curated record.